UUAGAUUAUUUUUUAUUUUGAUGGUGGUGGCUCAGAAUCAACAAACAAUUGUGAGUGGUACGAAUAGUCGUAUAAUUAAAACAGUUAAUUGUUUAUUGAGGUUGGAAAAAGUAGAAUUGUGAUUCAAGUGUUGAGAUUGAGAGUACAUUAUGCCCAUCGCAAAUAUUCUUAAGAAGGCAUCAAGCUUAAUACUUGGUGAAGAGAAAAUAAACGAAAAAAUCGAUAUAGUGUACGAAGACAACGAAAUUCUCUUUUGUAAAAAUAAUGUCUGCAUACAUCCGCCAAUUGUAGCUCGACAAGAAUGUGACAUGCUACACUAUCCAGGUUACUUAACGGUUACAACGAAAACAUUUGUUGACCAAUACAACAGCGCCAAACGGCCAACAUUGCUUCUUACAUGGAUACCGAAUUCCUGUCUUUGCAAGUGCCCAUCGGCCGAUGAGAACUCUACUUUGGACUACAUUCGAGGUCCAUUGCCGCCAUUUUCUUAUGGAAAAGUAGAGAAGGUUUAUGCAGGCAGAAGUAUUAGCCACGAGGGUGAUGAUGUCAACAAGACAAAACAUUCGGAGCAUAUUGCGGCUGCUCAAAGUGAUAUUGGAAAAGAAGACGAUGUAACUGCUACAGUAGAUAUGCAGGAACUACGUAACGAGUUACAGCCCUUGUUGGGGGGAAAGAAAGCUUCUUUGGAAGAUUUGGAGGCAUUAAUAAAAAAGAAUCCAAUAACAUCUGUUAAUAUAACAAUAUCAAAUCCGCAAAUAGAGAAUGCCAAUAUAUCACAAACGUACAAUUGUGUGGUUGUUGCAGAUCGGGAACAAUUGCAGCUUAAUUCUGAUGGAUCUGUCUCAGACGACAACAAUCCUAAUUGGAUGACGCCAGAAUUGUUGGCAUUCAAGCACAAUCUUGCAUUUCCAGAUAGUGCUAAUACAACACCAACCGUACGACGCAGAGUUAAUAUAAAAUGUCGUCGAUUUUCUGUUGACUUAAGUCAGAUGCGAUCGUUGCGUCUAUUCUUUAAUGACAACAGUUGUACAUCGGGCCAGCUGGUGAUCGCUUCUCGAGAAUCGCAGUAUAAAAUAUUACAUUUUCAUUAUGGAGGAUUGGAUCAUUUAGCACAGGUUCUACACCAAUGGCACUGCUUUCUUCAUAACAUCACACAUUCAGUAGGUCAUGAAAAGCAAAAUUUACCUUACCGACAAUUCAUGGUUUGUAGACCAGAGGUAAAAAAAUCUGAAUUGCACCCUGACGAAGGCAAUGUGCAAAAGAUUACUACCAACUUUUUCUAUGGCACACUUCUCAAUGAAAAGGGCCAGAUUGACGAUGAUUUAAUGCUACGAAAAUGUGUAUUUUUUGGAGGACUUGAGAAGAGCCUUCGUAAGACCGUUUGGCCAUUCUUGCUGAAAUGCUAUUCCUUUUCAUCGACAUUUGAAGAUCGGGCAGUUUUAAUGGACAUCAAGCGGCAGGAAUACGAGGAAAUAACUAGAAGGCGCUUAUACUCAAUGUCUCCAGAAGAACAGAUUCAUUUUUGGAAAACUGUACAGUGUGUGGUUGAAAAGGACGUUGUGCGUACCGAUCGAUCAAAUCCAUUUUUCUGUGGAGACGACAAUCCAAAUACUGAAAUAAUGAAGAACAUUUUGCUAAACUACGCAUUCUAUAAUGCGGGAAUAUCGUACUCGCAGGGCAUGAGUGAUUUGUUGGCUCCUGUACUCUGCGAAAUACAAAAUGAAUCGGAAACUUUUUGGUGUUUCGUCGGACUUAUGCAACGAGCAUUUUUUGUAUGCACCCCAACCGAUAACGAUGUCGAUAGAAAUCUUAACUUUCUGCGUGAACUUAUACGCGUUAUGUUGCCUCGUUUUUAUGAACAUCUUAAACAACAUAGCGAUGCCUUGGAGUUACUCUUUUGCCACCGCUGGCUUUUGCUCUGCUUUAAGCGCGAGUUUACAGAAGCCGUUGUCAUUCGAAUGUGGGAGGCAUGCUGGUCAAAUUAUUUAACAGACUAUUUCCACCUUUUCCUUUGUUUAGCCAUUAUCGCCGUAUAUGCCGACGAUGUUAUUGCUCAAAACCUUAGAACUGACGAGAUGCUGUUGCACUUUAGUUCUCUCGCCAUGUAUAUGGAUGGCCAAUUAAUAUUGCGUAAAGCUCGCGGGUUACUGCAUCAAUAUAGGCAACUUCCCAAAAUUCCCUGUACAUUAGCAGGACUUUGUAAGCGAUGUGGUCCCGGUAUGUGGGAUUCGGAGCAUAGGCCAGCCUUGGAAUGUGUUGGACACACUGAAGAUGAAAAAUGUUCCUUAGCUAUAGAUUAA
Molecule: messenger RNA, 2300 nt
Organism: Calliphora vicina (urban bluebottle blowfly)
Lineage: Eukaryota; Metazoa; Arthropoda; Insecta; Diptera; Calliphoridae
Gene: TBC1D16
Product: TBC1 domain family member 16
Exons: 2
Coding region: 150-2300 (716 amino acids)
Biological process (GO): activation of GTPase activity
Cellular component (GO): early endosome
Molecular function (GO): GTPase activator activity
Source: RefSeq, a predicted model, not a curated record